ACGCCAACCCUCUUGCGUUCUUCCGAUUAAAUCCCUAGCCAUCGACGGGGGUCCUCUAACAACUCUGACACUGCCGCCUCAUCAUCGCCGGUGAAUUGCUCAGCUGCGGUAGCCCCCUUUGCUGGUGGACGACUUCAACUAUAAAGAACAGGGAAGGUAUGAAACCUUGAUGGAUAUGUAUGUUUGCGUACUUGCCAUUUUCGAUAAACUGUGGAGACAAGGGGAGCAAUGAAGCAUUUGGAAUGAUUUAUUAUGGCCCAGCAGUCAUCUAGACUUCAGCGCUUGCUUACUCUCUUGGACACUGGGUCAACCCAAGCAACAAGGUUGACUGCUGCUCGCCAAAUCGGGGACAUUGCAAAAUCUCAUCCUCAAGACUUAAGCAGUCUGCUAAAGAAGGUAUCUCAAUAUCUACACAGUAAAGCUUGGGAUACUAGAGUUGCAGCUGCCCAUGCAAUCGGGGCUAUUGCUGAGAAUGUAAAGCACACAAGCUUGAAUGAACUUAUUGUUGCUGUUGCAACAAAAAUAUCUGAUGCUGGGAUAUCCAGUAGUGUUGAAGAUAUGUGUGCAUGGCCUUACUUACAAUCUAAAAUUACUGGAAGUUCAUUUAGGAGCUUUGACCUCAACAAGGUGCUUGAAUUUGGGGCGUUAUUAGCAUCUGGAGGACAGGAGUAUGAUGUAGGAAGUGAUAAUGUAAAGAACCCAAAGGAGCGGCUGGCUAGGCAAAAGCAAAAUCUUCGGCGUCGGUUGGGUUUGGAUGUGUGCGAACAAUUCAUGGAUAUCAGUGAUGUGAUAAGAGACGAAGAUCUUAUGGCAUAUAAAUCAGAUUUACGUUCAUAUGGAAUUGAUCACAGAGUUUUUACAUCUCAUUCUGUACAUAACAUCCAGAAAAUGGUUGCCAAUAUGGUUCCUAGUGUUAAAUCUAAGUGGCCAAGUGCAAGAGAACGGAAUCUCUUAAAACGUAAAGCAAAAAUGAACUCAAAAGACCAGACAAAAGGCUGGUGUGAGGAUGGAAGUAUAGAGGCAUCACUUGCUCAAAAUGUGACUUCUAGAGGCACAUAUCCUGAUUCAGUAAAUUACAAUAAGGCUUUCAUUUACGGUAAUCAUGAUGAAGAUGGAUUUGAUCAUGAUGGAGAUGGGCGAUGGCCUUUCCAUAUUUUUGUUGAGCAGCUUAUUAUUGAUAUGUUUAAUCCUGUUUGGGAGGUACGCCAUGGCAGUGUGAUGGCAUUGAGGGAGAUUUUAACCCAUCAAGGUGCAUCUGCUGGAGUAUUAAAGCUGGACUCACGCUUGGGGGCAGAACUAUUUCUUGAUUUGGAAGAUAAAAGUGUAUCAAGUGUCUUAAAGAGAGAUAGGGAGAUAGAUUUGAAUUUGCAAAUUUCAGUGGAUGAGUUUGAUUCAAACUCUAAGAGGCCAAGACUUGAAGAUGAAUCAUCCUCUUCCAUGGAUAGCAGGAACAUUUGCAGCAAUGGAGGUGAUAUUGAAAUCAGCAUUAAAACUGAAACUCUUGGAUGCGAUUUACCUAUUGUUGACAGGAAUGGACAAUUUAAUGUCAACUCUGUGGGCUUGGAUCUGGAAUCUCAUUCCGAUGGUUUAUGUCAUUCAUACAAGGAACCUACUAGUAUAGCUGAGCAGAAGGAUUAUUCUGGUGAGGAUAAGAUUCCAUCUGGCAAUCUUAAUGGGCUUCCUCAGGAUUGUGAGCUUAUGAGCUUGAUUAAUGUGGCUAGAAGUUCCUGGCUUCAAAACUAUGGAUUUCUUCAAGAUUGUGUAAUACGCUUCUUGUGUGUGUUGUCACUAGAUCGCUUUGGAGAUUAUGUUUCUGACCAGGUUGUUGCUCCUGUACGGGAAACCUGUGCACAAGCAUUAGGCACUGCAUUUAAGCACAUGCAUCCGGCAUUAGUAAAUGAAACAUUAAAUAUAUUGUUGAAAAUGCAGUGUAGAGCAGAAUGGGAGAUUCGUCAUGGAAGCCUUUUAGGUAUCAAAUAUUUAGUUGCUGUGCGGCAGGAAAUGCUUCCAGAAUUGCUUGGACGUGUUCUUCCUGCAUGCAAAUUUGGGUUGGAGGAUCCAGAUGAUGAUGUCCGAGCAGUUGCUGCUGAUGCUUUAAUACCAGCUGCAGCUUCAAUUGUUGCUUUACAGGGUCAAACUUUGCACUCAAUUGUAAUGCUACUGUGGGACAUUUUGCUUGAUUUGGACGACUUGAGCCCAUCCACUAGCAGUGUCAUGAAUCUUCUGGCAGAAAUUUAUUCUCAGGAUGAGAUGGUUCCGAAGAUGAAUGGAGCAAUUGAAUUGGGAGAUACAGAAAUGGGUAAUCUAAUUGGAGUUGGUGGCAGCAGUGGUAGUAGCUGUAGUAUUCAUGACAAAAAUCCUUAUAUGCUCUCGAUGCUGGCACCACGCUUGUGGCCCUUUAUGAGGCAUAGCAUCACCUCUGUUCGGUUUUCAGCAAUUCGCACUUUGGAGAGGCUGCUUGAAGCUGGAUAUAGGAGAAGCAUGUCUAUGGAAUGUAGAUCUUCAUUCUGGCCUUCUUUUAUACUAGGAGAUACCCUUCGAAUUGUAUUUCAGAAUCUGCUAUUGGAAUCAAAUGAGGCUAUAUUGCAGUGUUCCGAGGGAGUUUGGAGGCUUCUUGUUCAGUGUGCUGUGGAGGACUUGGAGAUGGCUGCAAGAUCUUAUGAAUUCUGGAUAGAGCUUGCAUCUACUCCGUUUGGUUCAGUAUUAGAUACGUCUAAAAUGUUUUGGCCAGUUUUUCCACAAAAAAGCCAAUCUAGAGCAGCAGCUAAAAUGAGAGCGGUGAAGGUUGAAAAUGAAUAUGGUGGGGAUUUUGGCUUGGAUUCUACUAAAGGAAUUAAUCUACAAGAAAAAAAUGGAGAUGUUUCCAUGGGAUCUGUCAAGAUUGUUGUUGGUGCUGAUGUUGAUACAUCAGUAACUAAUACUAGAGUGAUAACUGCUACUGGCAUUGGAAUUUUUGCUUCCAAACUGUCAGAGGUUUCCAUUAAUGAUGUGAUUGAUCCACUAUGGAAUGCCCUUACCUCUUUUUCUGGUGUCCGUCGCCAGGUUGCGUCCAUGGUACUUAUUUCUUGGUUCAAGGAGAUUAAAAAGAAGUCAAUUACCGAAAACCAUAAUAUUAUUCCUGGUGUCCCAAAUUAUCUCAAAGACUGGCUGCUGGACCUAUUGGCAUGCUCUGAUCCAGCAUUCCCGACAAAGGAUUCAUUUCUUCCUUAUUCUGAGCUUUCAAGAACAUAUUCAAAGAUGCGUAGCGAGGCUGGUCAAUUGCUUAAUGCUAUGAAGUGUUCUGGUUUUGAUGACUUAUUGUCAUCUACAAAAGUUGAUUUGGAGAGCUUGAGUGUGGAUGAUGCCAUUAAUUUUUGCGUCUCAAAAGUUCCGGCUUUGUGUGAAAGUGCGGGGAAUGAAUUCUUGGGAAGAAACAUUAUGGAUGACAUUGAGUCAUCUAAACAGAGACUUUUGACAACUUCUGGCUAUUUAAAAUGUGUUCAGAGCAAUUUGCACGUUACGGUUUCAUCUGCAGUUGCAGCUGCAGUUGUCUGGAUGGCAGAAUUUCCUUCACGCCUCACCCCCAAUUAUAUUGCCUUUGAUGCUUCAAUAAAACGAGAGCAGGAGGAAAUACUGCAAAUGAAGUCAGCUGAGGCACUGGCUGAGCUUAUGUAUCACUCUGUUGAACGUAGACCUUGCCCAAAUGAUAAAUUAAUUAAGAAUAUCUGUGGCUUGACUUGUAUGGAUCCCUCUGAGACGCCUCAAGCCGAAUUUAAUUAGAUCAUGGACAGCAUUGAUGACCAAGGUCGGAUGUCCUUUGGAACUCCUGGCAGUAAACAGAGAUCAAAGGCCCAUGUGCUGGCUGGUGAAGAUCGAUCAAAGUUUGAGGGCUUUAUUAGUAGACGUGGAUCUGAACUCUCACUGAAGUUUCUAUGUGAUAAGUUUGGUGUUUCAUUGUUUGAUAAGCUUCCUAAGCUGUGGGAUUGCCUUACUGAGGUGCUUAAGCCUAGCUCUGCUGAAUCUCUUGCUGCUUCUGAAAAGGAAGCUGCUUUGGUUAUUGAGACUGUUAGCAAUCCCCAGACCUUGAUUAACAAUAUUCAGGUGGUACGCUCUAUUUCUUCCCUCCUGCAUGAAGAUUUGAAGCCUAAAUUGUUGACACUUCUCCCUUGCAUUUUCAAAUGUGUUAAGCACCCUCAUGUUGCAGUUAGAUUAGCUGCUUCACGCUGUAUUACUUCAAUGGCCAGGUCAAUGACUUUAAAAGUUAUGGCAGCUGUUGUUGAAAAUGCUGUCCCUAUGUUGGCAGAUGCUUCAUCAGUUCAUGCUCGGCAAGGAGCUGGCAUGCUGAUUAGUUUUCUUGUUCAGGGGCUUGGUGUUGAGCUGGUCCCUUAUGCUCCUCUGUUAGUAGUUCCACUUCUUAGGUGUAUGAGUGACUGUGAUCAGUCCGUCAGACAGAGUGUUACACAUAGUUUUGCCACUCUUGUACCUUUACUUCCUCUAGCACGGGGCCUUCCUCCACCUCUUGGUUUGGGGAAGGGUUUAUCAAGAAACACAGAAGAUGUAAAAUUUCUGGAACAACUACUUGACAAUUCUCAUAUUGAAGAUUAUCAGUUGUGCACUGAAUUGAAAGUAACAUUGAGAAGGUAUCAGCAGGAAGGUAUAAAUUGGUUGGCUUUCUUGAAACGUUUCAAGCUUCAUGGAAUUUUAUGUGAUGACAUGGGGCUUGGUAAAACUCUUCAAGCAUCAGCAAUUGUGGCAUCUGAAAUAGCUGAGCAUCGAAGUCUGAAUGAGAAUGAGGAACUUCUGCCAUCGUUAAUCAUUUGCCCAUCAACACUGGUUGCACAUUGGGCUUUUGAGAUAGAGAAAUAUAUUGAUGUUUCUGUUGUAUCUACUCUUCAAUAUGUUGGCUCUGCUCAAGAGCGGAUGUGUAUUAGAGAUAAUUUUUGUAAGCAUAAUGUCAUUAUAACAUCAUAUGAUGUUGUCCGAAAAGAUAUUGAAUAUUUGGGUCAGCUGCAAUGGAAUUACUGCAUUUUAGAUGAAGGACAUAUAAUCAAGAAUGCUAAGUCUAAAGUAACUCUAGCUGUAAAGCAGUUGAAAGCCCAACACCGCUUGAUAUUGAGUGGAACGCCAAUACAGAAUAACAUCAUGGACUUGUGGUCCCUUUUUGAUUUUCUAAUGCCAGGAUUUCUUGGUACAGAGAGACAGUUCCAUGCCACUUAUGGAAAGCCGCUCCUAGCUGCAAGAGAUCCCAAGUGCUCUUCUAGGGAUGCUGAAGCAGGAGUUCUUGCUAUGGAGGCAUUGCAUAAGCAGGUCAUGCCUUUCCUUCUCCGUAGAACAAAGGAAGAAGUCUUGUCUGAUCUGCCAGAAAAAAUAAUUCAAGACAGAUACUGUGAUUUAAGUCCUGUACAGCUUAAACUCUAUGAACAGUUUUCUGGUUCUCGUGUCAAACGAGAAAUCUCAUCUAUAGUAGCAAUGAAUGAAUCAGCUGCGACAGAAGGAAGCAGCAGAUCACCUAAAGCAUCUUCACAUGUUUUCCAGGCACUUCAAUACUUGCUAAAGUUGUGCAGUCAUCCUUUACUUGUCGUUAGUGAAAAGGUUCCUGAUCAACUCUCUACCAUCCUCUCAGAAUUGUUGCCUGCUGGCUCUGAAAUCAUUUCAGAACUCCACAAACUACAUCACUCCCCAAAAUUGGUAGCUCUCCAAGAGAUCUUGGAAGAAUGUGGAGUAGGAGUUGAUGGUUCAGGUUCUGAGAGUGCUGUUAGCAUUGGGCAGCACAGGGUCUUGAUAUUUGCUCAACAUAAGGCUUUUCUGGAUAUUAUUGAAAGAGAUUUAUUCGAGACAUAUAUGAAGAAUGUCACAUAUUUGCGACUGGAUGGAUCUGUAGAGCCAGAGAAGCGUUUUGAAAUUGUCAAGACAUUCAAUUCAGACCCUACCAUUGAUGUCUUAUUGCUUACAACACAUGUGGGUGGGCUUGGUUUGAACCUGACAUCUGCGGAUACCCUUGUUUUUGUGGAGCAUGACUGGAAUCCAAUGCGAGAUCAUCAGGCUAUGGACAGAGCACACCGUUUAGGUCAGAAAAAAGUUGUCAAUGUCCACCGUCUAAUAAUGCGUGGUACUUUGGAAGAGAAAGUCAUGAGCCUGCAAAGAUUCAAAGUUUCAGUGGCUAAUGCUGUCAUUAAUGCUGAAAAUGCUAGUAUGAAAACAAUGAAUACAGAUCAGUUACUUGAUUUGUUCGCAUCGGCAGAAACCUUCAAGAAGGGAGCUCCUGCUGUGAACCGAUUAAAUAACACGGAUGGAGAUGCUAAAUCCGCGGGCAGUGGGAAGGGGUUGAAAGCAAUACUUGGAGGUUUGGAAGAGCUUUGGGACCAUUCGCAAUAUACAGAAGAGUACGAUCUGACUCAAUUUUUGUCAAAGCUUAAUGGCUGAAAUUCUACAUUCAGUUGAGGGUGUACAUAGGCUAAAUCACAAAUUUUGACCACCUUUUAACAUGCCAAUUUUUUUACCAUGACCUUCACCAAGUUUCAGUCGUCACUUCGUGAAGCCAGUGUAAAUGUACACGCGCAAGUGGAACAGUUUCUGUAUUUUACUGGAGGUUGAGUCGAGAGUGUGGGUUCUGUGACUGGUGAAAUCCCUUGGGAAUGAAUGUAAAAUACACAAGUGAUGGCCUUGGGAGGGGAAGGGGAUGAGUAUUUUAUUUGUUUUGUAUAUAUAAAUGCCUCAGACGCACUCAACUUACAACAUUCUUUUAAAGGUACUAAUACCAAAAUGCAAAUUACUUCUUUGCUGUUU
Molecule: messenger RNA, 6765 nt
Organism: Prosopis cineraria
Lineage: Eukaryota; Viridiplantae; Streptophyta; Magnoliopsida; Fabales; Fabaceae
Product: TATA-binding protein-associated factor BTAF1
Molecular function (GO): ATP hydrolysis activity; ATP-dependent chromatin remodeler activity; TBP-class protein binding
Source: RefSeq, a predicted model, not a curated record